This is a messenger RNA of Fusarium subglutinans, 2157 nucleotides long. Its product is annotated as palmitoyltransferase AKR1. Gene Ontology annotation, cellular component: Golgi membrane. The record is from RefSeq and is a predicted model, not a curated record. Bases 1 to 2157 code for a protein of 718 amino acids. The transcript has 3 exons. Gene Ontology annotation, molecular function: protein binding; palmitoyltransferase activity. NCBI's taxonomy places the organism in Eukaryota, Fungi, Ascomycota, Sordariomycetes, Hypocreales, Nectriaceae. Gene Ontology annotation, biological process: protein palmitoylation.
AUGGGGAGCAUCAGCACCAGUUCCACCUCCGGCCAGACCGCGCCCAUCCAGAUGACGGGCAAAUCGAAUGCCGCUACGCCAAAGCUGAAUAAUGAAGUCGAGAUGGGUAGUCUACCAGGAGAUACGCAGGCCCAGGAGGAGGAUAUCAUGCAGAUCGCUAGGAUAGGAGACGUACCGGCCAUGGAGAAGCUUUUCGAGUCGGGCGAGUACGAUGCGACCUACCAUGACGAUGAGGGUAUCACGCCCUUACAUUGGGCUGCGAUUAACAAUCAAUAUGCGAUGUGCAAAUUCUUGAUCGAACACGGCGCCGAAAUUAACAGAAAGGGCGGAGAGUCGGUAGCAACAGCGCUCCAAUGGGCUGCCCAGCGAUGCCAUUACUACACCGUUAAUCUGCUCCUCCAGCACGGCGCCGACCCUCUCAUCACCGACGCUCAAGGUUACAACACGCUUCACAUCUCGACGUUCAACGGCAACGUCCUUCUGAUUGUCCUCCUGCUUCACCAGGGAAUCCCCGUCGACGUUACCGACACGUUCGGCCACACUGCGCUCAUGUGGGCUGCGUACAAGGGCUUCCCUCAGUGCGUUGAUCUGUUUCUUCGCUGGGGCGCAAGCGUUCAUGCGACAGACGAGCAAGGCUUCACCGCGCUGCAUUGGGCGCUCGUCAAGGGAAGCCCGGGAUGUAUCCUCAAACUCAUCGAGUACGGCGCCGAUCGAUUCGCAAAGACACAGACGGGUAAGACUCCUGCUGUGACGGCCAGCGAGCUUAAUACGGAGGGCGCCUGGCACAGAGCGCUUCGAGAAUGCGGUUUCAACGAGGACGGCCAUCCUGCAGUUCCGCCCUGGCCUGGUGCUAGCUAUUUCUUGAAGGACAAGAGAGCCUUCGUCACGAGGUUCUUGUUCAUCUGGCCAUUCGUUCUUGUUUGGGCCAUGCUUAUGGCCGUUUCGAGUGCGCCUAUCUACAUUGGCGUUCCUGUUGGAUUCGCUGUGGUUUACGGUGUUCAGUGGGUUGCUCAGCAAGUACUGGAAUAUGCGCCUCCCGAUAUGCGGCACUUUCACAAGACUCCCUGGCUCACCGGUAUCUUUGCGGCCACGCUCUUCUUAACAGCUGUGAAUUGGUUGACUACCGUCCUUUUUGCCACAACACUUGGCGCCAGUGAGGGUCACGGCCAUACCUUUCUCAACCUCUUCUUCGGCAUCUCCUUGGGCUUGACCGCGUACUUUUACGUUGCCAGCAUGAGAUACGACCCGGGUUUUGUGCCAAAGAUGAACGGAAUUGCGGAGCAGAAAGCUGUCAUCGACGGACUAUUGUCACAGUGGAAAUACGACGAGACCAACUUUUGUGUUACCUGCAUGAUUCAGACGCCUCUUCGAAGCAAGCACUGCCGCCGAUGCCAACGAUGUGUUGCCAAGCAUGAUCACCAUUGUCCUUGGGUUUACAACUGUGUCGGCAUUAACAACCACCGACACUUCUUCUUCUACCUCAUCUCGCUGACCUUCGGUAUCAUCUCAUACGACUUUUUACUGUAUUACUACUUCGAAACCAUCAGCAGCAACGCUUCGGAUACCUGCAACGUUCUUAGCCCGAACCUCUGCAAGUUCAUCAAUGCUGACUCGUACACUGCAAUCUUGGCCGUCUGGAUCACGCUUCAACUCCUCUGGGUCACCAUGCUUUUGUUUACCCAGUUCAUUCAGGUAGCUCGAGCUAUGACUACGUAUGAGAACAUGUUUGGUGUUAGGGACGGAACUGCGAUUACCGCUCUCACAUCUACUGGCGCCCCUCUCGACCCCAAUCACCCAUCUCUAUCCGCAACAGCAACCCCUGGUGGCCACCACCACAAGCACAAGGGCGGCAUGCUCAAGUCUUUGAGUCGCACCCUCGGCGUCGACCCCUUUAUCGAGACCAUUACCGGCAGAGGUGCCGUUUCCACCAAGAACAAGCGCAAGAAGAAGAACCCCUACAGCCGAGGCUGCAUUGCCAACUGCAAGGACUUUUGGUGCGAUCCUGCGCCUAUCUUCGGCCAAAGAGAGAACGGAGCUGCUGUGCUUGGGGGCGAGAGAGUUGACUACACAGCCAUGUACGAGAGUCCUGGUCUGAUGCAGUUGACGGGUCGUAGGGAACGUGGUGGUUACGAGGCGGUUGGAACGGAAGAGGUUUAG